Messenger RNA from Leptosia nina, 3069 nucleotides. The record is from the annotation of a GenBank genome assembly. NCBI's taxonomy places the organism in Eukaryota, Metazoa, Arthropoda, Insecta, Lepidoptera, Pieridae.
AUGGCACAGGUCGAAGAGCCUAUGGAGACUGCCGAAGUUGGAGACAAUUCCAACGGCUCAUCUAGUGAUACAACAUCAUCUCGAGGUAAGGAGGGCGACUUUGAGAGUAAAAUUGAAACAGAUCGCUCAAGAAGAUUUGACUUUUUACUGAAACAAACCGAGAUCUUUUCACAUUUUAUGAGUAACGCUAAAUCUGCGAGUAGCCCUCCAAAACCAAAAGCAGGUAGGCCGCGGAAGAACAAAGAAAUUGAAUCAAGCCCCGGAGAUAAUCGUCACCGAAAAACUGAACAAGAGGAAGAUGAAGAACUUCUUGCCGAAACUAACACAAAACAGAAAAAUAUCUUUAGGUUUGAAGCAUCUCCACCUUAUGUUAAAAAUGGUGAAAUGCGGGACUAUCAAGUGAGAGGUCUCAAUUGGAUGAUAUCAUUGUAUGAGAAUGGUAUUAAUGGUAUUUUAGCUGAUGAAAUGGGUCUUGGCAAGACACUGCAGACAAUUUCACUGUUGGGAUAUAUGAAACAUUUUAAAAAUGUUCCUGGUCCCCACAUAGUAAUUGUUCCAAAAUCAACACUUACUAAUUGGAUGAAUGAAUUUAAAAAAUGGUGUCCAUCCCUCAGAGCUGUCUGCUUAAUAGGUGACCAAGAAACAAGGAAUAUAUUCAUCCGAGAGACACUUAUGCCAGGUAAUUGGGAUGUUUGUAUCACUUCAUAUGAAAUGAUCAUAAGAGAAAAAUCAGUCUUCAAGAAGUUUAACUGGAGAUAUAUGGUUAUUGACGAAGCACAUAGAAUUAAGAAUGAAAAAUCAAAGCUCUCAGAACUGUUGCGAGAAUUCAAAAGCAUGAACCGUUUGUUGCUAACUGGAACUCCGCUGCAGAACAAUUUACAUGAACUUUGGGCCUUACUUAACUUUCUUCUGCCUGAUGUAUUCAAUAGUUCAGAUGACUUCGAUGCUUGGUUCAACACAAAUGCUGCUCUAGGAGACAAUCAAUUGGUUUCUCGUUUGCAUGCUGUUUUGAGACCGUUUUUGUUGCGACGUUUGAAGGCAGAGGUUGAAAAGAAAUUGAAACCUAAAAAGGAAGUGAAAGUCUAUGUUGGGCUUAGCAAAAUGCAAAGAGAGUGGUACACCAAAGUUUUGAUGAAGGAUAUUGAUGUUGUAAAUGGCGCCGGUAAAGUUGAAAAGAUGAGGUUACAGAAUAUCCUCAUGCAGUUACGUAAAUGUUGUAAUCACCCAUAUCUGUUUGACGGUGCUGAGCCUGGCCCGCCCUACACCACUGACGAACAUUUAGUUUUCAACUGUGGUAAACUAGCCAUUUUAGAUAAACUUCUGCCGAAACUUCAACAACAAGACUCGAGGGUUUUGAUAUUCUCACAAAUGACAAGGAUGCUGGAUAUCCUUGAAGAUUACUGUCUUUGGAGGCAAUAUAAGUAUUGUCGUUUAGAUGGUCAAACACCUCACGAAGAUAGAAAUAGACAGAUUGAAGAAUAUAACGCAGAGGGAAGCGAGAAGUUCAUAUUCAUGUUGUCAACCCGAGCUGGUGGUCUUGGGAUCAAUCUCACCUCUGCUGAUGUUGUUAUUAUUUAUGACUCUGAUUGGAAUCCUCAGAUGGACUUACAGGCUAUGGACAGAGCCCAUCGUAUUGGACAAAAGAAACAAGUACGCGUAUUUAGGUUAAUAACUGACAACACGGUAGAGGAAAAGAUUGUAGAGCGAGCAGAAGUGAAGUUGCGGCUCGAUAAACUUGUGAUACAGUCAGGCAGACUAGUUGACAUCAAGAACCAGCUUAACAAAGACGAGAUGUUGAAUAUGAUCAGACAUGGAGCCAAUCAUGUCUUUUCCUCUAAAGAUUCUGAGAUUACGGACGAUGACAUCGAUUCUAUUCUAGCUAAGGGUGAAACUAAGACUGAAGAAUUGAAACAGAAGUUGGAGAGCUUAGGUGAAUCUUCUCUACGCGCCUUCUCGAUGGACACGCCUGGCGCAACCACCGAUUCCGUCUAUCAGUUUGAAGGUGAGGACUACAGGGAGAAGCAAAAGAUACUCCCAAUCGGCAACUGGAUUGAGCCACCGAAACGCGAACGUAAGGCUAACUACGCGGUAGACGCGUACUUCCGCGAGGCUCUUCGCGUCUCUGAGCCCAAGGCGCCCAAGGUACAGGCACCAAGACCUCCCAAACAACCGAUCGUUCAAGACUUUCAGUUCUUCCCACCGCGUCUCUUCGAGCUCCUGGAUCAAGAAAUAUAUCAUUACAGAAAAACUUUAGGGUAUAAGGUGCCGCGUAAUCCUGAAUUGGGACCGGACGCCGCAAAAAUACAAAGAGAAGAACAGAGGAAGAUAGACGAAGCAGAAUCUCUGUCUGAAGAGGAAGUGCAAGAGAAGGAACAGCUAUUGACUCAAGGAUUUACAAAUUGGACGAAAAGGGACUUUAACCAGUUCAUCAAAGCUAAUGAGAAGUAUGGUAGGGAUGAUAUUGAGAACAUCGCUAAAGAUGUUGAAGGAAAGACUCCAGAGGAGGUGAUGGAAUACUCAGCAGUAUUUUGGGAGAGAUGCCACGAGCUUCAAGAUAUAGACAGAAUCAUGGGACAGAUAGAACGCGGGGAGGCGAAGAUACAAAGGAGAGCCUCAAUAAAGAAGGCUUUAGAUGCGAAAAUGGCCAGAUACCGAGCGCCGUUCCACCAAUUGCGAAUCUCAUAUGGAACAAAUAAGGGAAAGAAUUAUGUUGAAGAAGAGGACAGAUUUCUGGUAUGCAUGUUGCAUAAGCUGGGUUUUGACAAGGAGAAUGUGUAUGAAGAGUUGCGUGCUGCUGUACACGCGGCGCCGCAGUUCCGUUUUGACUGGUUCCUCAAGUCUCGUACUGCCGUGGAAUUACAGCGCAGAUGCAAUACUCUCAUCACAUUAAUUGAGAGAGAGAAUCAAGAGUUAGAAGAAAAAGAACGUGCCGAGAAGAAGAAGAAGAGCGGUAGUGUUAAUCCUAAUACUCCCGGCGGUAAUAACGCCGGUAAAGGUGCCAGCGCCGGCAAGAGAAAAGCCGACAACACACCCGACACCGCGCAGAAAAACAAGAAAAAGAAAAAAUGA